AUGGCAACUCAGUGCGUCGCCAAGUGCGGUGGAUAUCGCUCGCUGCGUGCCGAAUGCGCUCGUGACCCGUGUUUGGCGCAGGGAAUGUGUAAACUGAUGGAUGUGGGCAUUAGAGACUGCGCCGAAUGGUGUUGUGUGGGCCGGGGCGGCUACGUGUUCCUCACAGUUCUCUUCUUCUGCGGCGGAACCUGCGCUCUGUUUAGUAUGUACUACCUUUGGCGUCUUCACCGGGCCAAUGUCGCCGCGGGGGCCGUCACAGAGACUGGCGAAAAAGUAGAGGUCCCCCCCGAGUCGGACCCCCGCGCAGUGGCGGCGCAGCAGCGCCGGAAGCGCCAAGUCACGGUCGACCCGGAACUGCUUAGGGCCAUCGGCCUCUCGCCGCCAGAAGACGAGAGGCAGGGCGUUGGGCGGUAUCGCGAAUGUUAG
Trypanosoma conorhini is the source of this 426-nucleotide messenger RNA. RefSeq lists its product as uncharacterized. Bases 1 to 426 code for a protein of 141 amino acids. The transcript has a single exon. NCBI's taxonomy places the organism in Eukaryota, Euglenozoa, Kinetoplastea, Trypanosomatida, Trypanosomatidae. The record is from RefSeq and is a predicted model, not a curated record.